This is a messenger RNA of Saprolegnia parasitica CBS 223.65, 1176 nucleotides long. RefSeq lists its product as hypothetical. The transcript has a single exon. The record is from RefSeq and is a predicted model, not a curated record. Lineage: Eukaryota; Oomycota; Saprolegniomycetes; Saprolegniales; Saprolegniaceae. The coding region runs from base 1 to 1176 and encodes 391 amino acids.
AUGAUCACGUUUGCCGUCUCGUCUGUGCAGCGCAAUGCGUGUCGCGAGACACCAUCCACUGCGUCGCCGGUCGCGAGCCUCAAGGCGUUUGCGAAAGAAGGCUGCAAGGACAUAGUCCAAGGGACAAAGCUUGGGUCCGUGGUCGCCUCGGAGAGCGGCUUUGUGCGUGGUGUCAUUGAAGCGUACAAUGAGCAUCUCGACCUUGUCCUUCGACCCGAUGACAUUUGGCUCGCGAUUCUGAUCCAGUUUGGGAUGUACGUGGACGGCCACGCCGAGGAGCUCCGGUCGUCGCUCGUCAAGCAUGACGGCCAGAAGGAGCUCGUCGUUUACGCCAGUGGGACGUUGUACUCGGUCGACAUCGGCGCGCUAUCGAAACAAAUGGUCGACAAGAUGGACGAGCACCUCGUGGACCCUAGCCUCAAGCACUGGGUGCUCCCGUCCUUCUCGACAACGACCGACCACGACGUCAUUGUCGCCAGCGUCGUCCUCAUGGCCACGAUGAAAACGUACUUUUCGUACAAGUUUUGCCUCCGCUGCGGCAUUCCGCAGGUAACGCUCCUCGGCACCGUCGGCGAUUGGGAAGACAUUCGCCGUCGCCUCGACGAGCUCGCAGCUUAUGGCGAGCGCAUGACGCAGUGGGCAGCGAUGCUCGCACCCAUCCUCGAUCAGUUUGUCGCAGCGGCCAAGGGCCACGCAAACGUUGCGUUUUGGGACCGCAUCUGCAGCCACCAAGGCGGCGGUUCAGGCCCAAGCUACCUCAGCGGCUGGAUCAGCGUCUUUUGUGUCUUUAGUGACAAGGGCGAGUGGCAAGGCGACCAUAUGUCCGAGAUGCGCUGGGAGCGCAAGCCCGAUGCCGACGUGAACGGGAGCAACGUCGCGGACUAUGUUGAGGUCCUCGUUCCCUAUGACUAUCCGCUCGUGGACAUGGAGGACAUUCCACCAGGGUACCUCACGGUCGACGUGACGAUCGAUGACAACGGCAUCGAGCACAAGGCGCUCAUGUUUGCGGGUCACAUGGCGUAUGCUGUGGGCGGCAACCAGACGUCGAUUGCGCCGUCGCUGAGCUGGGCGAUCGCGCUCAAGAACGGCGAGCCCGCACCACCGAGCAAGCGAGAGCUCUUGUUUGAGAAACGCGCCGCGCAACGAGCGCAGGCCACCGCUGCAAAUGAGCACUAG